AUGGCAUCUACAAACCCGGCCCUCUCGGCCCUUUCAGGCCCUACAUAUGUCACAGCUCAGACUCUGAUUCAACAAGUGGCGUAUCUGUUAAGUGAUAAGAUCUUCUCUUAUUCCCCAGAGACCUUUGACCUCGAUGCUGCUCUCCGUCAAUGGUCUGCAAGCCAAGAGAAGAAUGCCAAUGGCGAGUCUCCUGAGGUCAAGGCCAUGGAAACCCGUCAAGGUGCGGGAAACUUGGCCCUGGGUUAUAUCUUCUCCCAGGACUUUGACUUGAAGAAGCGCCAUGUUCCUCAGGGAAUUGUGGCAUCUUCAGCCACUCUCCCAUAUAUGCGCUCUGCUCUUGAGCAACUCUCGCUACUGUACUCUGUCGCUAGCCCGGUUGCGGCUCAUGUUGCUGCUGUCGAUUAUACCAAUGAGAAUGGCUUGGUUUCCGACUAUGCUUCGGCUCUGUCCCUGGCCGAGGAUCUUGGUCUGGGUCUCGUCUCCAGUGGCUCUGCUCAUGAAUCCCAGCACAUGGCCUUGUUUACCACUCUGCUCUCUUCUAUCUUGCCUUCGAUUCACAUUUAUGACGGUGUCCGCGUUGGUCGCGAGUCCACCCGUGUCAUCGACGUGCUCGACAAGGAAGGUCUUUCUCGCACAUAUGAGACAGUUCGCAAGACUCUCGACGAUUCUCGCAACCGCCACCUCGACGCGCAAGGCAAGCUAUUGGACCUGCUCAAGACCCUGAACGGUGAGCUUGGAACUGACUAUGGUGCGUUUGAGUACCACGGUCACUCGAGCCCCGACUCUGUUCUUGUUGUCUUCGGCACUAUUGAGGCUGCUCUUGCUGCCCAGGUCGCUCGCUCCUUGGCCAAGGAUGGUGUUGAAAUCGGUGUUGUCAACGUUCGUGUCUACCGACCUUUCGUCGAGGAGGAGUUCCUGCGCGUGCUUCCCCAGUCUACCAAGACCGUUGGUGUUCUUGGACAAGUUGCUGAUGUGAAGGCUGUUCAUGAAGAGGGUAUUCACUCUGCUCUGUAUGAGGACGUCCUUGCAGCCUUGACCUUCGCCACCGGCCGUGAGCGGGCAACUGAAUGUGUUGAACUCAAAUACCCUCGAUCCCAGCGCUGGGACUUGAUCUCAACUGCUGCUGCUUUCCAGCGCAUCUUCGAGAGGCCCAUUCUCCCUGUUAACGCUGCCAGCGAGACUACGCCUCUUCAGCUCCUUGACCCCGCUACGGUCCAAGAAUAUACUUUCUGGGAUGUCGAUAACUCCGCUACUGAGGAUGCUGCCCGCGCUCUCAGCCAGGCACUCGCAGCUGAUUCUGCAAACAAUGUCACUACCAGCAAGGUUCACGACAACCUUGUCCAGGGUGGCGCCAUCCGCAUUGAUAUCCGUAAGAGUGCCAAGAUUGUGGAUGCUCCCUACGCCGUUGCUGCUGCCGACGUCACCUAUGUCGGAAAUGUUGCGCUGCUUAAAGAUGUUGAUGUCCUCGCCUCAGUCAAGGAUACCGGUAAGGUCAUUAUCAACGCACCCGGUGUCAAGGAUGAGGACCUCGAGAAGAAGCUUCCUGCUGCCUUCCGCCAAGCUGUUGCCCAGCGUGGUCUCUCUCUUUUCGUCAUUGAUUCAUUGACUACCGAAGGCGCCUCUCUUGAUACCUUGGUCCUCCAAGCCUCUUUCAUCCGUGUUGCUCUGCCUUCUCAGGAAGGCUUGGCCACUAAGAAGCUGGCAUCCAUCGUUGGCAAUGCCGAAGCCCUCGAGAACGUUACCAAAGAUCUCGAUAAGACUCUCCGCCAGAUUGAGGUUCCCGAGUCCUGGAAAGAGCCUGAGGGAGUCAGUGAGGCUGCUCAGCUGCCUAAGGAUAUCUCCGCCAACAGCUUUGCUGCAUUCGAUCAGAAUGAAACCGAACCUGCGAGCCUCCUUAAGGGCUCACAGAUUGCGGCUCAAGGACUGGCUUUCAAGGAGGCAUUUGACACUAAGAGUGCUCUUCGUCCCGAUCUUGCGACAAAGACAUUCACCGUCCACGUCAAGGAGAACCGCCGUUUGACCCCCGUUACCUACGACCGUAACAUCUUCCACAUUGAGUUUGACCUCGGCGACUCUGGACUUACCUACGACAUUGGUGAGGCUCUUGGUGUCCACUCUCAGAACGACCCCAAGGACGUCAACGAGUUCAUUCAGUUCUACGGACUGGACCCCAAUGCCAUCGUGGAAGUUCCCAGCCGUGAGGAUCCCGCUGUUCUCGAGAACCGCACCGUCUACCAGGCUUUGAUCCACAAUGUCGAUAUCUUUGGUCGCCCUCCCAAGCGAUUCUACGAGGCCCUUGCCGAGUUUGCCACUGAGGAGAAGGAGAAGACUGACCUCCUCACUCUCGGUGGCCCCGACGGCGCUGCUGAGUUCAAGCGUCGCGCCGAGGUUGACACUGUCACCUUUGCCGAUAUCUUGCUCGAAUACCCAUCUGCCCACCCUGCUUUCCACGAGAUAAUUCGCAUUGUCGGCCCUAUGAAGCGCCGCGAGUACUCUAUUGCCUCGUGCCAGAAGGCUUCCCCAAACAUUGUCGCUUUGAUGAUCGUCGCUGUCACCUGGACUGACCCUCACGGCCGCGACCGCUUCGGACAAGCCACUCGCUACCUGAGCAGCCUGCAACCUGGAACCCCCGUUACUGUCAGUGUAAAGUCCAGUGUGAUGAAGCUGCCCCCCAAGUCAACUCAGCCUCUCAUCAUGGCCGGUCUCGGUACCGGUCUUGCACCCUUCCGUGCUUUUGUGCAGCACCGUGCUCUCGAGAAGGCCCAGGGCAAGGAGAUUGGUUCAGUUCUCUUGUACAUGGGCUCUCGUCACCAGCGCGAGGAGUACUGCUACGGUGAGGAAUGGGAAGCUUACCAGGCUGCUGGUGUGAUCACUCUGGUGGGUGCCGCGUUCUCUCGUGACCAGCCUGAGAAGAUUUACAUCCAGGAUCGUAUGCGCCAGACUCUCCCCGAGAUUAUCAAGGCAUACAUGCAGGAAGAUGGUGCUUUCUACCUGUGUGGUCCCACCUGGCCUGUGCCUGAUGUCACCGCUGUCUUGGAAGAGGCCAUCACUACCGAUGCCCAGAGCAACGGCAAGAAGGUUGACUCUCGCAAGGAGAUUGAGAAGCUCAAGGAUGCUGAGCGUUAUGUUCUUGAGGUCUACUAG
Messenger RNA from Penicillium taxi, 3144 nucleotides. RefSeq names its product sulfite reductase subunit alpha. Gene Ontology annotation, molecular function: flavin adenine dinucleotide binding; FMN binding; oxidoreductase activity, acting on the aldehyde or oxo group of donors. The coding region runs from base 1 to 3144 and encodes 1047 amino acids. Lineage: Eukaryota; Fungi; Ascomycota; Eurotiomycetes; Eurotiales; Aspergillaceae. The transcript has a single exon. Gene Ontology annotation, cellular component: cytosol. The record is from RefSeq and is a predicted model, not a curated record.